AGCAAACUACACCAGAAAUUAGGCCCAAAAGUCCAGUUUCCUUUGUGAGGUCCGAUCACAAGUCUGACGACGGAUUCUGAUUUCUGCAUGGCAGCUAUCGUAGAAAUAGGAGAAUAUGAACUGCCUUCUAUAGCUUAACCUGUAAUAGUGUAGAAACCACUAUACAGAGAGAUUCGUCAACUAAGCUCCUACAGCUUCUCACUGUUCACUCCACACACACACACAUCGAACGGUACAACUGAUUUCCAGUCAGAAAAAGAACGAUCGUUGACUAAAAUUGGUUGGCCAAUCAGCGAGCGUUUUGACGAGUCCACUUUGUGUCGUCUGCUCAUUUUUCUCCAGCGUCAUAGGUUUGUGUAACAAAGUGGGAGGAGUGUUGUUGGGGUUUUGUUACUCACCCCAGGGCGCCCUGUAAGGCAGCUUUCACCGCCAGGUUUUUACACUGUGUAAAACCACAAAAAGCCUCCACCAAUUGCCUCAUUAUCAGCUUCCAAGCUGAAUUGCCCCGAGGCGAGACAGUCAAAGCAAGCCCUGCCGGCUGGCGGACACCAGAGCCCCGAGCUGAGAGAGGAGAACUGCGAGGGCAAUCGGAUCUUCACGGCCACUGGCGUGAUUCGCGCUCGUCACAAACCGGGUCAGAGACGCUGAAAACGCAGCGGCCGCGUUCCGCUACUAUCAGGCCUGCCCAGCGGCUAGGAUUACUGACGGACUUCUCACGAUAUUGUUCCGGGAUCACAAAUUAGAAAAAAUAAGCUGUGUGAUUCAAAAUGAGCGGCAAAGCUGGAUCAACAUCAAGUCGCAUCUUAGACAUUCCUUGCAAAGUCUGCGGCGACCGGAGUUCGGGCAAACAUUACGGUGUCUACGCCUGCGACGGUUGCAGUGGGUUCUUCAAACGCAGCAUUCGGCGGAACCGCACUUACGUCUGCAAGAAUCGUGGACGCGGUCCAUGCCCUAUCGAUAAGACGCAUAGGAACCAAUGCAGGGCGUGCCGUCUCAAGAAAUGCGUUCAAGCAGAGAUGAAUAAAGAUGCCGUUCAACACGAGAGAGGCCCUCGUAACUCAACGCUCCGCAAACACAUGGCUCUGUACCUUAGGGACACCCAACUGCGUGAACUACCCUCCUCCUCUGACCUGGUAGCUCACCCAGUCAGCCCGGGCUUUUCUCCACACAGCCCCACUUACUUCCAUCCGUUCUUCGGGGGAGUCAGCGGCGGCGGCACGGAGCCAUGCGGUACGCCAGCGGCUGUGGGCCCGGUGAAUUUCACUUUUCACGGCGUGGGGCCAGGCCUGAACACACUGACUCUAUGCCAACCAAUUCCAAGAUAUCAUCACCACCACGCUAUCCGACCAUGCCCAAAUGGUGUAGAAGCAAUAUGUGAGAUGGCAGCCAGGCUACUCUUCAUGAGCAUCAGAUGGGCAAAGAACGUCCCAGCCUUCGGUAGCCUUCCAGAACGAGAACAGCUUGUGUUACUUGAAGACGGAUGGCGGGAACUUUUCAUCCUUGGAGCUGCCCAGUGGCAGCUUUCCGUUGACAUUCAAGCACUCAUCAGUGCUGCUGGUUUGAACUCUGAAAACACAGCACCUGAGAAACUUGCAGCAGUUACUAGCGAAGUUCACGUCUUGCAGGAAAUCAUUGCUAAACUCCAUCAGCUACAGGUCGAUGCUACUGAAUAUGCAUGUCUGAAGGGAAUACUCAUGUUCAAAGCAGAUGCCCCUGGAUUAGAUGACGUGUCAACAAUAGCUAACCUUCAAGACCAGUCGCAGCUAACUCUCAGCAAGUACAUAUCCCUGCGGCAUCCCACUCAACCUUUUCGCUUUGGAAAGCUCCUUCUUCUGCUACCGUCGUUGCGAGCGAUACGAGGUAGCACCCUGGAGCAACUGUUCUUCCGUCACACAGUGGGCGCAACGCCGGUACAUCGGCUGAUCAGAGACUUACACAAAGUUCAAGAUUUCUAAUCAUUGACAGAAGUCUAACGAUCAAUAACGGAUGAUAACUCGUCAAACUCAUCUUUGCUAAAGUCAUAUGUCCUAGUCUGGAACUUUUUGUGUAGUUUGUGUCAAGUUUAAUGUAUAGCUUAAACAACCACGAUGACUCAGAUGAAUAUUUGCCGUUUGUUACAUCAGCUAGUCCCGGAAACACUUGGACGACGAUAAACUUCCAAAACAAAAGGCUACUGACAAAACAAACCAAACACUGCAGUUGGGAACAGCAGCGUAGCCAGCUUUUAGCCGGGGGGGGGGCAAAUUCAAAAGCGAAUGGCUUUGGGCUUAUUGAACAUGAUGUCGGGAAGAAAAAAUAUUAAGCCUUACUCGCGGUCCAAACAUCCCAGCUUUUAUUUAAUGGUAUUGUUUUCUUAGGAUUUUGGUGCUGAUAUUUGAUAGGGAAAUAAAUAUACGGAUUACUUUCUUACUUAUGAAAUAUUCUUCGUAAAAAAAAUCCAUGACACCCCCGCUAGAUUCGCCACUGGUUGGGAACUCUACUGAGCAAGCUAGCAUACUGUCAUGCAAGUUCGACAGAUAUAAAUCCAAAGAUUUACGAGAAACUGGAGGUGUGCUUCAUAAUUAAAAUAUAACACACACACGUGAAAUCGUAUGGGAGAAAUGUCGAGUUCUGUUUUGAAGCCCAUAAUAUUACGCAAAUAAAUUUGAAGUGUCUGUCGUGGAGAAAUAAGAAGUUGGGGGUGUCGACAAGGCUUUCACAUAGAGGGAAAUUUUGAACUAGAUAAGUUUCGAAAUCAUAGUUUUAGAAUUGUGAAGCCAUUCUUCGUUUCAGAUGAAUUCCUUGACAUAUUGGCAAAGCUAAAUUAUUGUAGAAUUAAUAACUGUCAAGAACUCAUGAGAGUUCCAUUUUCCAUUCGAAAAAUGUUGUAGCAAAGGCCAAGUCCAUGUAAUUCAGCCCUUUCUGUAUGAAGUUUACACCAAAAAACUUGUAGUUUAGCUUUUUUGAGAAUUUCUUGGACUCAAAUUUAUCAGAAAACCGUAGCUAAAGAUUACUAGAAAAUUUUAAACAAGCGUUAUUUUUACACAAAGUAAGAGCCACAUAUUUAGAAUUAAUUUCUUCCCAAGAAUUUGAAAGAAACAAGGCACUUAACGUGCUGCAAACGACGUAGACUAGAAGACCCUUAAUAGCAUCUUGUGCUAGUUUUAUCUUUGUACAUUCAUCAGGGAGAAUAUUCUGGCAAGUUCGUAAACAUAAAUUAUUCGCAGCAAUAAACACUGUAA
This is a messenger RNA of Acanthaster planci (crown-of-thorns starfish), 3221 nucleotides long. Its product is annotated as nuclear receptor subfamily 2 group E member 1-like. Gene Ontology annotation, biological process: regulation of DNA-templated transcription. The record is from RefSeq and is a predicted model, not a curated record. Lineage: Eukaryota; Metazoa; Echinodermata; Asteroidea; Valvatida; Acanthasteridae. Gene Ontology annotation, molecular function: sequence-specific DNA binding; DNA-binding transcription factor activity; zinc ion binding.